Molecule: messenger RNA, 991 nt
Organism: Drosophila santomea
Lineage: Eukaryota; Metazoa; Arthropoda; Insecta; Diptera; Drosophilidae
Product: transmembrane protein 199
Exons: 2
Coding region: 1-921 (306 amino acids)
Biological process (GO): vacuolar proton-transporting V-type ATPase complex assembly
Cellular component (GO): endomembrane system
Source: RefSeq, a predicted model, not a curated record
AUGCUGAAGUCAACGAUCGUGGAUGCUCGGGUGCGCCUUGUGCCGUCGAAGAAGCUGCUGGAUUUUCUGGAUGCCCAAAAGGAACAUUUCCAGGAGGUGCCCGAAAAUGUGGCCAAGAUUAUGAAGCAAAAAGGCCACACACUGCCUAUCCGCACUAAGAUAAUCAAGGAUUCCGGCUUGGUCUACAAACGUCCAAAAAUCGAUUACGAUCUGCUGAAAAAACUUACUGAAAAUCUACCCGACACACCCAAAGAAUCCGCUAAGGGUCAACCGGAACCAGAUGCAGAGGUCAAGGAUAGUGAUGAUAAAGAGUCACCAAAGCAGGUGAAACAUUUCUUGUACCUAAACGACCUGCACUGGCUCUCAAAAACGCUGGCUGAACUGCGCCGUCAGGAUCACUGCCAAGUCUUUCUGCACCAACUGAUUGAGUCCUGCGAUCUGCUCCUGCCCGAGAACGAAAUGAAGCCGCGCAAUCCUGAGUUGGAAGCUCGCUGUCAACGUCUUCGCGCAGAGCAGCACAAUCGGGAUUACCUCAAAAUGACCAAGAAUGUGGAUGCCGGAUUAAAACACUACCCAGAGGACACAAUCAGCUAUCAGAUUAAGAGCCUUAAUAAGCAAAUCAUUGCCGUGGUGCAGUUCAUCUUCUCUGUGGCCGCUGGCUUCACGUUCGGCUUCUUUGGCGUCAAUUUGAUGGUGGGUCCGCUGCCUUUCGGCUUUCGCAUCUUGCUGGGCGUGAUUGUGGCGCUCAUCAUAGCCCUUGCUGAGAUGUACUUCCUGGCCAAGAAGCUGCACGAGUACGACGAGGUUUUGGACGCUCCCAAACGUAAGCCGCAGACAACGACGCCGACAAAGCGCAAGGGGGUCAGCACUCCGCCCGCCGAGGGAAGUCAAGUCCAGACGUUGAAACCCCAUGCUGACUAGAUAGCUCGGGACUCAAAAUCGUUCUUUGUCGUUGUAUUAUUUCGCUUUGCAAUGUUAGGUUAUAUAAAUA